Ostertagia ostertagi is the source of this 654-nucleotide messenger RNA. The record is from the annotation of a GenBank genome assembly. Lineage: Eukaryota; Metazoa; Nematoda; Chromadorea; Rhabditida; Trichostrongylidae.
AUGCUAUCUCGGUCACUUCGGUCCCUGUGCCGUACUUCGGUGCUCUCUUCGUCAAGAGCAAAGCACAGUCUCCCCGAUCUUCCAUAUGACUACAACGCUUUGGAGCCCGUCAUCUGCAAUGAGAUCAUGCAAAUUCAUCAUCAGAAACAUCAUGCCACAUACGUAAACAAUCUGAACGCUUGUGAAGAGAAAAUCCACGAAGCUUUAUCCAAAGGUAACAUAAAGGAAGCUAUUGCUCUGCAACCAGCACUGAAGUUCAAUGGUGGAGGCCACAUCAAUCACUCCAUUUUUUGGACUAAUCUAGCGAAAGAUGGAGGAGAGCCAAGUAGUGAUCUCAUGGCCGCAAUAAAGCGAGACUUUGGAUCGCUAGAGACUAUGCAAGAAAAGUUGUCCGCAGCUACAAUUGCUGUUCAAGGAUCUGGAUGGGGAUGGCUCGGCUAUUGCCCCGUCGGCAAGAGACUGAGGAUCCAAACCUGCGCUAACCAAGAUCCUCUUGAGCCGACCACUGGGCUGAUUCCCCUUUUCGGAAUUGACGUCUGGGAGCAUGCUUAUUAUCUGCAGUACAAAAAUGUACGUCCUGAUUACGUGAAGGCUAUCUGGAAGAUUGCUAACUGGAAGAAUAUCAGUGAGAGAUUUGCUAACGCACAGCAUUAG